AUGCGUGAUCGGCUGGCCAAGUAUCGGGAGGAGGCGGAGGUCAACCUACGCGCUGCCCAGCGGUCCCAGAAGGCGUGGACCGCUCCUAGUCCCACGGCAGAAGCGUCAGUCUGGACCAGGAACCGCUGUUCGAAGUCGGGGCUCCGCAGCACCGGCGAUGAGCAGAGGCAGGACUUGAGGGCCUGGAAGGCUGUCUCGCAGUCCUCGUUCCAGACGACCGGGUUCCUCUGGUCCUUCAUCGUCAGCGCGGUCAGUGGAGCUGCGAUGGUGGCGAACUGUGGGACGAACCGACGAUACCAGCCGGCCAAGCCCAAGAAGGACCUCACCUCCUUCUUUGUGCGAGGGCGUGGACAGCUGCGGAUGGCCUCUACUUUGUCCAUCUGUGGUCGGACUUCUCCUCGCCCCAGCCGGUAG
Knipowitschia caucasica is the source of this 414-nucleotide messenger RNA. Lineage: Eukaryota; Metazoa; Chordata; Actinopteri; Gobiiformes; Gobiidae. The record is from the annotation of a GenBank genome assembly.